AGAGCCUAGAGCGCGUACGUGCAAGAUCGAUCGACGGGGACACGGCCAUGGCUCGGCGAAUCACUGGUGUCAUUGCCGCCGCCGGCUUCAUGCUCCUCCUCGGUGCCAGCAGCUGCUUCUUCCUGCUGGCAUCCGCAGACAGGGACGGCGGGGCCAUGCGGUACAACGCCAUGUUCAACUUCGGCGACUCGCUGUCGGACACGGGCAACCUCUGCGUGAACAAGUCGGCGGCGGAGGAGCUCCUGCUCACCUUCGCCAACCCGCCCUACGGCAUGACCUACUUCGGCCACCCCACCUGCCGCUGCUCCGACGGCCGCCUCGUCGUCGACUUCCUCGCGCAGUCGCUGGGCCUCCCUUUUCUUCCCCCGUCCAAGCUCCCCGGCGCCGACUUCCGGAAGGGCGCCAACAUGGCCAUCGUGGGCGCCACGGCGCUGGACUUCGAGUUCCUCAAGUCCAUCGGCCUCGGCUACCCGAUCUGGAACAACGGUGCCAUCAACGUGCAGCUCCAGUGGUUCCGCGACCUCCUCCCCCGCAUCUGCGGGACGCCGCAGAGCUGCAGGCCCUACCUCGCCAGGUCCCUCUUCCUCCUCGGCUCCAUCGGCGGCAACGACUACAACGCCAUGCUCUUCUUCGGCUUCAACGUCAGCCGCGCCAAGAGCUACGCCCCCAACGUCGUCGACAAUAUCGCCACCGCCCUCGAGAGGCUGAUCGAGCUGGGCGCGGUGGACAUCGUGGUGCCGGGGACGCUGCCCAUCGGGUGCGUCGCGCUCUACCUCGCGGUGCUGCCGAGCCGCCACAAGUCGGACUACGACGAGCACGGCUGCCUCAAGCCGCUCAACGACCUCGUCAUGUACCACAACUCGCUGCUCCAGGACAGGCUCAACCGCGCCCGCGCCAGGCACGGGCCGGCGGCGAGGAUCAUGUACGCGGACUACUACGCCUACGCCAUGGACAUGCUCCGCGACCCGGCGCGCUUCGGCUUCACCGCGGCCGUCGCCGCGUGCUGCGGCGCGGGCGGCGGCCCGUACAACUUCCAGUUGGACGCGCGGUGCGGGAUGAAGGGCGCGACCGCGUGUGGCGACCCGUGGAGGCACGAGUCGUGGGACGGCGUGCACCCGACGGAGGCGGUGAACAGGCUCGUCGCCGACGGGUGGCUCAGGGGACCAUCCUGCCACCCUCCCAUCCUGCAGUAAUAUACUAUCACCUACGGCAGGAGAAUGAAGAUGCGGGGAAAACGUGAUGUUUAGUGUAGUAGUUUGAGGCUUCCGAUCACCGCCAUUAGCCAACAUCUUUGCGGCCUUUAGCCCUUUACCUUUCGGUACUGUACUCUUAUGUGUAGGUGUAGCCGAACCUUGAAGAUCACUACCCAGCCCAGUGUCCGUUUUUCAUCAUAUGCUUUUGCUGAAAUUUUCAUCGACUACAACCUAGAACCUUUUCAUACUCACCCAUGCAUCAUAGUUUGAUGAUUCCGAAAUUUGCAUCAUUAUCUUUUGAACCUCAA
Molecule: messenger RNA, 1501 nt
Organism: Triticum dicoccoides
Lineage: Eukaryota; Viridiplantae; Streptophyta; Magnoliopsida; Poales; Poaceae
Product: GDSL esterase/lipase At5g45910-like
Exons: 1
Coding region: 48-1193 (381 amino acids)
Molecular function (GO): hydrolase activity, acting on ester bonds
Source: RefSeq, a predicted model, not a curated record